CACACACACACACACACACACACACAGUGUUUAUUCCUCUUCCGCAGCAUUUGCUUGGUUCGCUGUGCACUUCUUCGUUCCUUCCUCCUUUUUUCCAUAGGUGCAUGUAUGCAUGGCUCAGCGCCAUCCUCUCGGUUCAUUUUCAUCUGGACCUCUGAUAUCAAGUCAGUCCCUUGAGCGCAUCUGUGCUAUCCUCCCUGUGCACUUGAGGUGCCUGUGCUUCCCAAGCACGCCUCGUCUUCUCCGUUUCUGGUGGUGGCCAUUACCCACCUUUCUUCUCUCCUCUCUCGUCCACUCUCCUUCAUCCAUCCCUUCUCUCUCCCCUCUUUCCUCUCCUGCGCGCUAUCCUGCGCCAUGCCUCGGACUGCAUCGUCAGUGGUGUGGAAGGAUGCGUAUCUGACGACCCACGGCGUUGGGCCGGGUGUUCUGCCCACUCCAACAGUCGAUAGCCCACCUUUUCUCCGCUGCCCGGGCUUCACCUUCAAGUACCCGCUGCCGGACGCCCGCCCCUCGACACCGCUGAGCACCCAAGUGCAGACCAGCUGCAGCGGCUGGAGGCUCAAGGCAGAGAGGAACAACGGCAGCAGCAAGACAGUGCUCUUGCCCGCCUACCUGCAGAUGGCUGCUCCCACCGACCCAACGCACACGACACAAGACGAGCACCAGCCCAAGCGAGCAAAAUGGUCGUUGCCAAUACCAGCUGUCGACAGCAGCCGUGGUUCCAGCUCAAGUGCCGGUGCCAUCUCCGUCCUUCGAGCACGUGUCACCCCACCCCGCGCCUACCAAGCAAGCGAGGACGUCGUGCGCGCCGUACAUGCGGAGGCGGAUGCCGCGGUCCGAGCCCUGGGGAUGCUCGAGACCCGGGGGUGUGCGGCGUUUUCCCCCAGCGCAUGUCUGAGCCAGAACGUGUCCGAAGAGCAGCUGCAGGAGCUAAGAGUCACCCUCCCCGACGAGCUGCACUGGCGCGGAGGCGGCACCAUGCUCGCCGGGCUUGAUGUCGUUCGCGGCGUGAACAGUCAAUCUAUCCGCCUGGAGGAGGCAGGAUGGGCGACGCCUGCACACCAGGACCGCGACCGCCUGAUGCAAGUCCACAUCAACGUCGGGCCGGGGUCGUGCGUGUGGUACGGCAUUGCUCUCGAGCACGUGGGCCGCGUUGAGUCGCUCUGCAAGAAGAAUGGUAUCGACUUCAAGGAAGCGUGGUGGUGGCCGACUCCUGACGAGCUCGACAAGGAGAACAUUCCGCUGGUGCGGUUCAUCCAAGGGCCGGGCGAAGCUGUCCUUAUCAACCCGGGCGCUCUCCACUGGGUUCGGGUGCUUGGCCAGUGCGUACGUUGGUCGUGGAGGCUUGCGCCAUUGUGUGCGCUGCAGUAUGAGGUGAUGCUUCGUGCUGACUACCGGCGUUUGCGCUUCUACGUGCUUCCGCGCCGCCACCUUGCGCGCUGUAUUCUGUCGCGGGAGCCGGAGCGCCUGCCGCGUGACGCUGCCCUGUGUGCGGCCAUGCUGCGCGUGGUGACGCAGGACCUGGAGGAGCACCGGGCCGUCUGCGCAGACAAGAUGCUGAAGGGCACUAGGCGUGUGCCGGGCAACGAAGUGUGCUACAUGUGCCGUGGUGAUGUGGGCAACGUCUACUUUCUCACAUCGCCGUGUAAGCUGUUCUGCGUCCCGUGCCGCAACAUUAUCGUCGCCCGCAUGCGCGCCCGCGCCUAUUCGCGCGGAGAGCAACUGUCCGACUCGCACUUUGAGGACAUCUACCCGCACAUGUGGGAAUGCGGCGACGACCCCAUGGACUUGUUUGACCGGUUCCGCUUUGCUUGGUGUGAGGAGGAACAAGAGGCCAUGAUUGCGGCCACGCAGCGGCACCUGGCACAGCUGCCUGGCGGGAAAGAGGAUGAGGAGCCAGACCUGGCAACGUCCGCCCCCACAUCCCCAACGGCCGCUUACGAGCUCCCCGCCCCCGCCAGCAGCCCCGUCACCCUCGACAGCCCCGACGGCAACGGCAGCAGCAGCGCAGUCACACCUGCCUAUGAGACUGGGCGCAGGGACUACAGUGCACGUGCCCUUGCCACGACAGACUAUGCCAUGUCCAGCGCCACGGUGCCAACGGCUGCUUUCGAGCUCACCCUCGAUAGCCCCGACGGCAACGGCAGCAGCAGCGCAGCUGCACGCGUCUCUGUCACACCUGCCUAUGAGACUGGGCGCAGGGACUACAGUGCACUUGCCCUUGCCACGACAGACUAUGCCAUGUCCAGCGCCACGGUGCCAACGGCUGCUUUCGAGCUCACCCUCGAUAGCCCCGACGGCAACGGCAGCAGCAGCGCAGCUGCACGCGUCUCUGUCACACCUGCCUAUGGGACUGGGCGCAGGGACUACAGUGCACGUGCCCUUGCCACGACAGACUAUGCCAUGUCCAGCGCCACGGUGCCAACGGCUGCUUUCGAGCUCACCCUCGAUAGCCCCGACGGCAACGGCAGCAGCAGCGCAGCUGCACGCGUCUCUGACACGCCUGCCUAUGAGACUGGGCGCAGGGACUACAGUGCACGUGCCCUUGCCACGAUGGACUAUGCCGCCGUGGCUGCGGAUGCCGUCAGCGGGCUUGAUGCUCUGUCGAGGCUGGCCUUCUUGCUGUGGAGUGCGAGGAGUGGACGUGUGUUUCCCGUGCAGCUUCUGUCCCCGUGAUGCGGCCACUACUGACCAGUGUGCUCUUGCUCCGGGGUUGGUGGUGGCAUGGCUCUACUUGGGUGCGAUUUGUGCUCGGUUGUGUUUGUUGACUUUCCCUUCAUCCUCUUCUCUUGCUUAAUGAUUGGCGUUUGUGCUGUCCUCUUGGGGGCCUCUUUCUUCUUUAUUUUGUGUGAGGGCCGUGUGUUGUUUUGGGGGGGGGGCAGGUGGCGUUGUGUCUGUUUGUGUUCGUUUGCUUCUCCUUUGAAUGUGUUGGUGUGCGUGGGUGAUGGCGGUGCCCCUCGCCUGUGCAGCGAAUAAAUUGUCGGAAGC
Molecule: messenger RNA, 2988 nt
Organism: Salpingoeca rosetta
Lineage: Eukaryota; Choanoflagellata; Craspedida; Salpingoecidae
Exons: 2
Coding region: 355-2676 (773 amino acids)
Biological process (GO): regulation of gene expression
Cellular component (GO): MLL3/4 complex
Molecular function (GO): chromatin DNA binding; RNA polymerase II cis-regulatory region sequence-specific DNA binding
Source: RefSeq, a predicted model, not a curated record